Messenger RNA from Chironomus riparius, 3909 nucleotides. The record is from the annotation of a GenBank genome assembly. Lineage: Eukaryota; Metazoa; Arthropoda; Insecta; Diptera; Chironomidae.
AUGGAAUUUGUGCAUUUAUUAUUGUACCUGGGUGUACUUUUUACUUUUAUAAAUACAAAUAAUAGUAAUAGUGAUGUCUCAAAGACAAGAUCAUCAUCAUUAUCAUUACCAUCAACGACAUUUCACCAUGAAGAGAAUAAAGAAUCUGAAGAUGACGAAGUGCAAAGACGUGGAAGUGGUGGAAAGUCAGCUUUAGGAUGGUCUGCAUGGUCUGACUUUUCAACAUGCUCAAGAACUUGCGAUGGUGGCGUAGCAUUUCAAUUGAGGCGAUGCCACUCACCUCAAGGAUGUAAAGGUGAAUCUGUAAGAUAUAGAAUAUGUAACAUGCAAGCAUGUCCCGAUCAACAAGACUUUCGUGCUCAACAAUGUGCCGCUCACAACGAAGUACCAUACGAUGGAGCUUUAUUCGAUUGGACACCUCAUUACGAUUAUGCCGAGCCAUGUGCCUUGACAUGCAGGGGUCGUCCUGAGCAUUUGCGUGACGAUAAGCUGUCUGAGUCGUCUGAUGAGGAAUCGGAAGAAGCAAGUGUGAUUGUUCAAUUGUCAAAUCGUGUUCAAGAUGGAACACGUUGUCGACCUGGCAGUCUCGAUAUGUGUAUUCAAGGAAAAUGUCAGAGAGUCGGUUGUGAUCUCAAAAUUGGCUCAACAAAAAAGAUAGAUUCAUGCGGUGUGUGUGGAGGCGAUGGAUCAACAUGCUCUCAACCACUUUAUCAUUGGGAAAUUGCGCCAAUGUCGUUAUGCUCUGUGACUUGUGGUGGAGGCUACAAAAUGUCGUUGCCAGUGUGUAGGAAUCGUCUUACAGGUGCUGAUGUUGAAGAAUCGUUAUGUAAUCAUGGAUCAAGACCCGAACCAACUGUUGUACAAUGUAAUACACAUGCGUGUCCACCAAAAUGGAUAACGGAUGAGUGGGGUCCAUGCAACAAAACGUGUGGUGGUGGCAUGCGAGAACGGGUAGUUGUUUGUGCGGAAGAGAGUAAUGGUGCACGACAUCGUGUUCCUGAUGAAGCUUGUAGAAAUAUGAGGCCGAAAGUACAAGAGAAUUGUAACACACACGAAUGUCCCAAAUGGGUAGCAUCUGAAUGGUCGGGGUGUUCUUCAUCAUGCGGCUCAGGUAUGCAAGUGAGGUCAGUUGAGUGUAUUGAUCAAAAUGGUAUGCACAAUACACAAUGCGAUCCAUCCACUCGGCCCAAUUCAAUGCAAAACUGCUUUGUCGGUAUACCAUGUAUUGAUGAUAUAACAACGACAACAACAGAAUUCUAUCAAGAGAAUUUAUCAAGCGAGAAAUCAAAAACAAAUGAUGAUGAUGGAAUUAAGGAUAAUAUAGAUAAAAAUUUUGACGAUUUAACAGCCGAGAAUGAGAGUGAUGAUGACGGUGAAGAGAAGGAAAUUAACGAAACAAAUCAACAAAAGCCACGAAAAACAAUCGAUGUGGAUGAUGAGACUGAAGAGGAUGAUGAUGAUGCUGAAAUGCAGGGCGAUGAGCCAAUGGAACGUAGUCAUCACAAUAAUCCGUAUCAAUAUCGUAUGCCUAGAGCUGAGCGUCUCAUAGACUCAAAUACACCAAACGAACCGACCUUCAUUCCAAGUGAAUGGGGUCCUUGCAGUGUAACAUGCGGUGAAGGUGUCCGUCGUCGUCGCUUUGAAUGUAAAAUAUUUUUAGAGUUCUCAAAAGUCAUUGCUACCAUUGAUGAUAGCAAAUGUCAUAUACCGAAACCAGCAGAUGACUAUGAAAGAUGUUUUAUGGAACCUUGUUCAUAUGCAUAUGGUGCUGGCAUUUAUGAUGACACCUACAGAUCAUCAUCACGCGAUAGAUUAAAUGGAGAUCAAAUAAAAGUGCAAGCAGCAGUUCCAGGUAAAACAUAUUCAUGGCGUGAUGAAGGUUAUACAGCGUGUAGUGCAAGCUGUUUGGGCGGUGUUGAAGAACUCAUAAUUAAUUGUGUACGAGAUGAUACAGGAAAGGUUGUAUCACCAUAUUUGUGUUCACCGGAGACGAAACCAGAAAAUCGUAUAAGAACAUGCAAUGAUAUUCCAUGUCCACCACGAUGGAAUUACUCUGACUUCUCACCAUGCACAAAAUCGUGCGGAAUUGGUAUUAAAACCAGAGAAAUUAAUUGCAUUCAUGAGGUUACACGAGGUGGUGAGAAUACAAUGAUUGUACCAAACAGUAUGUGUCCACAACCACCGCCAAGUGAUCGACAAUAUUGUAAUGUUCUUGAUUGUCCAGCACGAUGGGAAAUUGGUGAUUUUUCGCGUUGCUCUAAGUCGUGUGGUGGUGGCUUCAAGAAUAGAACAGUCGUGUGUAAGCAAACAAUGGCACAAGACCACAAAGUUGGUCGUGUUGAUUCAAUGUGUCCUGGUAUAAAGCCAGCUGACAAGAAAAUGUGUAACACAAAAGCAUGUCCACCAGAGGAUGACAGACCAAUAAUAUCGGCAAAUGAUGGCAAAUAUAUUCAACAUGAUCCAAAUCAAAAGAAAAUUAGCUUAAAGGUUGGUGGUGCUGCUCAAGUAUUUUAUGGAGUACAAGUCAAAAUAAAAUGUCCAGUCAAAAAAUACAAUCGUACAAAAAUAAAAUGGAGCAAGGAUCAUAACUAUUUACCGAAAUCACGUAAAUACAAAGUCUCUAAGAAAGGUGCGUUGCGUAUACUUGAUGUAACAUUUAAAGAUGCUGGCGUGUAUACGUGCCAUGCUGGUCUAUCUGGUUCCGAUAUUCAAUUAACAAUAAAACCCAAACCUGGAGAAUUUCCAUCGAGUGAGGAGAGUGAAAGGGGGCGAGAUACAAGUGGAAGAUUUAAAUAUAGCGAUUCUCCACAAUCUACAGUUCAUGGCCGAAACUCAAGCCAUCAACGAACGAGGCAGAGAAAUAGAACACGAAAUAAACAAGUCAAUGACAAUCCAGCAAAUUCAGAUGGACGUCUAAAGGAGGAAGAGGAACCUUUACAGUCCCACUCACAAAUGACUCAUACUGAUAGUUCAUCGCUAACGCCAUCGACCAGCUCUGGUAGUAGAAACCUUCCUCUACUGCCGCAUUUAGAGCACUUGUUGGCUAGUUUACAGUUUCUUUGGCCAUUACAGGCUUUUCGAAAUUCAAAAGGUCAUCAAAUGCUUCAUGAAAAGCAUUUAAAGUACGCAAUCGAUCCUGGUGAACGAGCAUCAGAGCAAGACGAUGAUCCACGUGCUUUGCCACAAAUAGCCGCACCAAAAGCUAUAGAGAAAAGCUUUACGGAUGGUUUAGAAUUUGAGUUUUAUGUUGGACCAUGGUCAGCAUGUUCUCAGACUUGUGGUAUUAACGACAGUGGAUAUCGACUUCGGUCAGUUCACUGCAUGGUGAGAGUAAAAAACACUACAAAGAUUGUUGAUAUCAUUCUUUGCGAAGACGCUGGUUUAAAGUCACCGGAAACAAUUGAAAAAUGUGGUGACGUUCCAUGUCCACAGUGGACAACGACUGAAUGGACACUAUGUCGAUCAUCAAAAUGUUUUGCGUGGCAUACGGCGCUACAGAAGCGCAAUGUUAGUUGUACAUUCGACAAUGAAACUGUCAGUGAUAAAUGCGAUGAAAAUGAAAAGCCUACAACCAAGCAAGAGUGUUACAAUGAGCUGUGUAAAGGUGUUUGGCGUGUCGAGCAGUGGUCAGAGUGUAACGCACAAUGUAAUAGAAAAGGUACGCGGUAUAGAACAAUCUCAUGUGUAUGGUAUGGAACAAAAAAACCAGCUGGCAAUGCAUGUAAUAAGCAACCAAGACCAGCUGUUAUGAAGCCAUGUAGUGGUCAGCCAUGUGUUGUUAACCCAAAUGAAUGUAAGGACAUAUCAAAAUAUUGUAAUAAUGUAAAGACUAUGGGCUUGUGUCGACUUCAUCGAUUCCAGCAGACAUGUUGUAGCACAUGCAAGUUUAAUAUCUACGAUAAGAAGUAG